AUGUAUUGAACAAAAAUUUAAGCGCUGUCCUCCCCUGCCCACCACCAGUGUUAUAAUAGUUUUCCAUAAUGAAGCAUGGUCCACGCUGCUUAGGACUGUCUACAGCGUGCUGUACUCUUCACCUGCCAUACUGCUGAAGGAGAUCAUUUUGGUGGAUGACGCUAGUGUAGAUGAGUACUUGCAUGAUAAACUAGAGGAAUAUAUAAAACAAUUUUCUAUUGUAAAAAUAGUCAGACAAAAAGAGAGAAAAGGUCUGAUCACUGCAAGGUUGCUAGGAGCAACAGUAGCAACAGCUGAAACGCUCACAUUUUUAGAUGCUCACUGUGAGUGUUUCUAUGGUUGGUUAGAACCUUUGUUGGCCAGAAUAGCUGAGAACUACACUGCUGUCGUGAGCCCAGAUAUUGCAUCCAUAGAUCUGAACACGUUUGAAUUCAACAAACCUUCUCCUUAUGGAAGUAACCAUAACCGUGGGAAUUUUGACUGGAGCCUUUCAUUUGGCUGGGAAACACUUCCCGAUCAUGAGAAGCAAAGAAGGAAGGAUGAGACAUAUCCAAUCAAAACACCCACUUUUGCAGGAGGCCUUUUUUCCAUAUCAAAAGACUAUUUUGAAUAUAUUGGAACUUAUGAUGAAGAAAUGGAAAUUUGGGGAGGUGAAAAUAUAGAAAUGUCUUUCAGAGUAUGGCAAUGUGGUGGGCAGUUGGAGAUUAUGCCUUGCUCUGUUGUUGGACAUGUUUUUCGCAGCAAAAGCCCUCAUACCUUCCCAAAAGGCACUCAGGUGAUUGCUCGCAACCAAGUUCGCCUUGCAGAAGUCUGGAUGGAUGAAUACAAGGAAAUAUUUUAUAGGAGAAACACAGAUGCAGCAAAAAUUGUUAAACAAAAAUCAUUUGGUGAUCUUUCAAAAAGAUUUGAAAUAAAGCACCGCCUUCAGUGUAAAAAUUUUACGUGGUAUCUGAACAAUAUUUAUCCAGAAGUGUAUGUGCCAGACCUUAAUCCUGUUAUAUCUGGAUAUAUUAAAAGUGUUGGUCAGCCUCUAUGUCUGGAUGUUGGAGAGAAUAACCAAGGAGGCAAACCAUUGAUUCUGUACACGUGUCAUGGACUUGGGGGAAAUCAGUACUUUGAAUAUUCUGCCCAACAUGAAAUUCGGCAUAACAUCCAGAAGGAAUUAUGUCUUCAUGCUGCGCUAGGUGCUGUUCAGCUGAAGGCAUGCGCCUACAAAGGUCACAAAACAGUUGCCACUGGAGAACAGAUAUGGGAGAUCCAGAAGGACCAACUUCUGUAUAAUCCAUUCUUUAAAAUGUGCCUUUCAGCAAGUGGAGAGCAUCCAAGCUUAGUGUCAUGCAAUCCAUCAGACUCACUCCAAAAAUGGAUUUUUAACCAAAAUGAUUAAGUGUUCCUUAAAAUUAAGGAGUUGAAAAAGGAGAUAUUCUUUCUCAUAAAACUGUGACUAGGCAUACACUGUAGUUUUUGAAAAUUAUGCAAAAGCAGCUAAUUGUAACUUAUUCCAAGUGCAUUUUUUUCUUAUUUAUAUCUUAAAAUGUCUAUGUAGCACUGCUACAGAAAUCCCUUAAGUUUCCAUUUCAAAGCACAAUAACUAGUAAUACCAAAGACUAUUUUGAAAUGUCCAGAUGUAGAGGAAGAGAAGUUUACAGUAUGAUGAAAAUAAUUUUUCCAGUAAAGUGAUGUUUGUGUGCUUUGUACACUUGAGAAUUUGCAUAGUUACAUUCACACACUCACAAUUUAAAAUAUUUCUUCUAGUUUUUUGGGGGGAGGGAGAAAGAUUUGAUACUGUAUUUUUUUAACAUAGAAAUGGAUCAAUGAAGGUCAAAAGUUGGCCUUUGUGUAAAACCAGGAAAUUUUUUAUAGAUCUAGAAUUUAUUAUAUAAAAAUGCAGGUAAACAUUUUUUUUUUUUUUUGCAUUUUGUUAACUUACCUGUCAAAUGUUUCCUUAAACAUGAAAUUAAAUAAAUAAGGAGAAGACUAUUUUUAACACUUCAAUUUCUUUGCAAAUUUAAACAUAUAUUUUAGUCUGAAGUCUACUUGAUUUGAAACACUGAAGUCUUCCUUAAAAGACUUUUUAAAAAGUAACUAUACUGUGUGUUUUCCCAAAGAAAUUAAAAACAACAACAACAACAAAAAACCCCCUCUAAGUUGCUCUAUGUUAAAAAGGUGUCUUUUUCCUUUCUGUUAGUGUUUUUUUCCUACCAAAAUUCACUAAUCUUGAAUGUUUAUGAAAUUGAGUUUCAGAUGCAGAAUACUUGACUCCUUUAAAGUUAAAUUUUGUUUGUUACCGAUUCAGUUGUAGAUUGUCUUUGCAAUGAAAAUUUUCACCAAAAACCUUAUUUCUAUCUAUGGAAAAUACAAUAAAACCAAUUUUUAUCACUAUUAUAAA
Molecule: messenger RNA, 2389 nt
Organism: Bubalus bubalis (water buffalo)
Lineage: Eukaryota; Metazoa; Chordata; Mammalia; Artiodactyla; Bovidae
Gene: GALNT3
Product: polypeptide N-acetylgalactosaminyltransferase 3
Cellular component (GO): Golgi apparatus
Source: RefSeq, a predicted model, not a curated record